CCUGCGCAGAUGUACAGAGCGUUGUGUGGAAUGGGAGAAGUAGGAGUAUCAAGUUAAGAAUUUGUUUUGGAAUGCUCUUUUUAUACGGAUAAAAUGAGACUCCUCCGUGGCUGCAAAGGCCUCCGGCGGUCCCAUCUCGUGGUUCCCAUCCUGGUGCUCCUCCUGGUCGGCGCUGCCCUGACGGCCCUGCUGCCAUCCGUCGACGACCGGGCCAAUGGCGGCAUCGUGGGCGCCCUUCGCCGCAGAGCCGACGCCGUGGCCGGGCUCAAGGCGGAAAGGAAAGCCGCCGCCGGCUUUACCGUGGUCAUGCAGACGUACAACCGCACCGACGUCCUGCUGAGGGUGCUCAACCACUACCAGGCGGUGCCGCACCUCCGGCGGAUCGUCGUCGUGUGGAACAACGUCGGGGAGCCGCCGCCGCGGGACAUCUGGGACGCCCUGGGGCCCCAUCCUGUCCCGGUGGUGUUCAAGGAGCAGCGGGUCAACCGCGUGCGCAACCGCCUGCAGCCGUUCGCAGACAUCGACACCGACGCUGUGCUGAUGCUGGACGACGACACCCUGGUCAGUGUUCCGGACAUCAGCUUUGCCUACUCAGUGUGGAAGCAAUUUCCAGAGCAGAUUGUUGGAUUUGUUCCUCGUAAACACGUUGCUACGGCAUCUGGUAUAUACAGUUACGGCAGCUUUGAACUCCAGGAUCCGGAGAUGGGAGGCGGUGACAGGUACUCCUUGGUCCUGAUUGGUGCGGCCUUCUUCCACCGCCGCUACCUGCAGCUCUUCCAGGAGCAGCCUUCGGAGGUGCAUGCCCUGGUGGACAACACGCAGAACUGCGAUGACAUCGCCAUGAACUUCGUCGUGGCGGCGGCGCUGGGCGAAAGGUCGGGGGGCGCGGGAGGCAGACCCUCCGGCGUGUUCGUGCGGCCCGUGGACCUGCGUAACCUGGAGAGGGAGGCCAGCAGCGGCUACCUGGGCAUGUGGCAUCGGCCCGAACACCUGCUCCAGCGCUCCUACUGCCUGAACCGGCUGGCCCAGAUCUACGGCACCAUGCCACUCCAGUACUCCAACAUCAUGCUGUGCCAGUUUGGCUUCCCGAGCUACGCCAACCACAAGAGCCAUGGCUGAGCGGGGCAGAGGGCGUGGGCUGGCGUUUUCGGAUUGGCCAACACAGGUUCAUGUAGAGGUAUUGGGAUGCCCCAGCACGGCGAGGGGAUGGGGGUCAAAUCCUCUGAUAUAUAUUUUCUAGGAAACAAGGCGCGAACAACACAGCGAAUCUCGAUUCGGACCCUUGCCCCUGCUUACUUGCCUCGGAGGGACCUCCGCUGUCACGUGUUGUUGUCGUGGAAACUCAAAGGGAUCCCAGCGACUUCAGGACACACUUUGACUUGAACGGUGCAGUUAAUGUUUCACAUUUUGAAUAAUAAAGCGUGGGUGAAAUGCA
Esox lucius (northern pike) is the source of this 1435-nucleotide messenger RNA. RefSeq names its product exostosin-like glycosyltransferase 2 (gene extl2). Bases 94 to 1119 code for a protein of 341 amino acids. Lineage: Eukaryota; Metazoa; Chordata; Actinopteri; Esociformes; Esocidae. The record is from RefSeq and is a predicted model, not a curated record. Gene Ontology annotation, cellular component: membrane. The transcript has 5 exons. Gene Ontology annotation, molecular function: glycosyltransferase activity.